UGUUGUAAGAGGAACUAGGGCUGGGAGUCUGGUGAAGGAGAAGGAGCAGGGCCAUGCCUGAACCACCCCCCGGAGCCCUCUGAGCCUGCACCCCUCCCACGACCCAUUCAGGCACCCCCAGAAAUCCAGAUACCACCCCCACCAUGGGCAGCAAGGAGCGCUUCCAUUGGCAGAGCCACAAUGUGAAACAGAGCGGUGUGGACGACAUGGUGCUGCUGCCUCAGAUCACCGAGGACUCCAUCGUGGGCAACCUCCGAAAGCGCUUCAUGGAUGACUACAUCUUUACCUACAUUGGCUCCGUGCUCAUCUCUGUAAAUCCCUUCAAGCAGAUGCCCUACUUCACGGACCGUGAGAUCGAGCUCUACCAGGGAGCGGCCCAGUACGAGAAUCCCCCGCACAUCUAUGCCCUCACCGACAACAUGUACCGGAAUAUGCUCAUCGACUGUGAGAACCAGUGUGUCAUCAUCAGUGGAGAAAGUGGAGCCGGGAAGACGGUCGCCGCCAAAUACAUCAUGGGCUACAUCUCCAAGGUGUCUGGUGGGGGCGAGAAGGUCCAGCACGUGAAGGACAUCAUCCUGCAAUCAAACCCGCUGCUCGAGGCCUUCGGCAACGCCAAGACCGUGCGCAACAACAAUUCCAGUCGUUUCGGCAAGUAUUUUGAGAUCCAGUUCAGCCGUGGUGGAGAGCCUGAUGGGGGCAAGAUCUCCAACUUCCUGCUGGAGAAAUCCCGCGUGGUCAUGCAGAAUGAAAAUGAGAGGAACUUCCACAUCUACUAUCAGCUGCUGGAAGGGGCCUCCCAGGAGCAGCGGCAGAACCUGGGCCUCAUGACGCCCGACUAUUAUUACUACCUCAACCAAUCAGACACCUACAAGGUGGAUGGCACUGAUGACAGAAGUGACUUCAGUGAGACUCUGAGUGCCAUGCAGGUCAUCGGGAUUCCACCCAGUGCCCAGCAGCUGGUCCUGCAGCUCGUAGCCGGUAUCCUGCACUUGGGGAACAUCAGCUUUCGUGAAGAUGGGAACUAUGCCCAGGUGGAGAGUGUGGACCUCCUGGCCUUUCCUGCCUACCUGCUGGGCAUUGACAGUGGGAGGCUACAGGAGAAGCUGACCAGCCGCAAGAUGGACAGCCGCUGGGGCGGGCGCAGCGAGUCCAUCAACGUGACCCUGAACGUGGAGCAGGCAACUUACACUCGAGACGCCCUGGCCAAGGGGCUCUACGCCCGUCUCUUUGACUUCCUCGUGGAGGCCAUAAACCGCGCUAUGCAGAAGCCCCAGGAAGAGUACAGCAUUGGUGUGCUUGACAUCUACGGCUUCGAGAUCUUCCAGAAAAACGGCUUUGAGCAAUUCUGCAUCAACUUUGUCAAUGAGAAGCUCCAGCAGAUCUUUAUUGAACUCACUCUGAAGGCGGAGCAGGAGGAGUAUGUCCAGGAGGGCAUCCACUGGACCCCCAUCCAGUAUUUCAACAACAAAAUCGUCUGCGACCUCAUUGAAAACAAGCUGAGCCCCCCAGGCAUCAUGAGUGUCCUAGAUGACGUGUGUGCCACCAUGCACGCCACAGGCGAUGGCGCCGACCAGACGCUGCUGCAGAAGCUACAGGCGGCCGUGGGCACCCACGAGCACUUCAACAGCUGGAGCGCUGGCUUCGUCAUCCACCACUAUGCUGGCAAGGUCUCCUAUGAUGUCCACGGCUUUUGUGAGAGGAACCGAGAUGUUCUCUUCACUGACCUCAUAGAGCUGAUGCAGACCAGUGAGCAAGCCUUCCUCCGGAUGCUCUUCCCUGAAAAGCUGGAUGUGGACAAGAAGGGCCGCCCCAGCACUGCUGGCUCCAAGAUCAAGAAACAAGCCAAUGACCUGGUGGCCACGCUGAAGAAGUGUACACCCCACUAUAUCCGCUGCAUCAAACCCAACGAAACCAAGAGGCCCCGUGACUGGGAAGAGAGCAGGGUCAAGCACCAGGUGGAGUACCUGGGCCUGAAGGAGAACAUCAGGGUACGCCGGGCAGGCUUUGCCUACCGCCGCCAGUUCGCCAAGUUCCUGCAAAGGUAUGCCAUUCUGACCCCCCAGACAUGGCCACAGUGGCGUGGGGAUGAGCGUCAGGGGGUCCAGCACCUGCUGCGGGCUGUCAACAUGGAUCAGGACCAGUACCAGAUGGGCAGCACCAAGGUCUUCAUCAAGAACCCUGAGUCACUCUUCCUUCUCGAGGAGAUGCGAGAGCGCAAGUUUGAUGGCUUUGCCCGCACCAUCCAGAAGGCCUGGCGGCGCCAUGUGGCAAUCCGGAAGUAUGAAGACAUGCGAGAGGAAGCUUCCAACAUCCUGCUGAACAAGAAGGAGCGGAGACGAAAUAGCAUCAAUAGGAACUUUGUUGGGGACUACCUGGGACUAGAGGAGCGGCCAGAGCUGCGUCAGUUCCUAGGCAAGAGGGAGCGAGUGGACUUUGCAGAUUCAGUCACCAAAUAUGACCGCCGCUUCAAGCCCAUCAAGAGGGACUUGAUCCUGACACCCAGAUGUGUAUAUGUGAUCGGGCGGGAGAAGGUGAAGAAGGGACCUGAGAAGGGCCAGGUGCGUGAGGUCCUGAAGAAGAAGCUGGAGAUCCAAGCCCUGCGGGGAGUUUCCCUCAGCACGCGACAGGACGACUUCUUCAUCCUCCAAGAAGAAGCUGCCGACAGCUUCCUGGAAAGCAUCUUCAAGACCGAGUUUGUCAGCCUCCUGUGCAAGCGCUUCGAGGAGGCAGCGCGGAGGCCCCUGCCUCUCACAUUCGGCGACACACUACAGUUCCGGGUGAAGAAGGAGGGCUGGGGCGGAGGUGGCACCCGCAGCGUCACUUUCUCACGUGGCUCCGGCGACAUGGCGGUGCUCAAGGCUAGCGGCCGUGCCCUCACUGUCAGCGUGGGUGACGGGCUGCCCAAAAGCUCUAAGCCUACCCGGAAAGGAGUGGCCCAAGGAAAACCUCGAAGGUCGUCCCAGGCCCCUUCCCGGGCAGCCCCUGGGCCCCCCAGGGGUCUGCACCACAAUGGGGUGCCUCCCUCUGCCAGAGGGGGCCCUCUGCCUCUGGAGAUCACAUCUGGAGGGAGCUCUCAGCGGCCCCCCCAAGGACCUCCAUCUUCAGCCCUGAGGGCAAGCAGACGACCCCGGGCACGGCCCCCCUCAGAGCACAACACAGAAUUCCUCAAUGUGCCUGAUCAGGGUGUGGCCGGCAUGCAGAGGAAGCGCAGUGUGGGGCAGCGGCCGGUGCCUGGUGUCGGCCGACCCAAGCCCCAGCCAAGAAUGCAUGGCCCGAGGUGCCGGGCACUGUACCAGUAUGUGGGCCAAGAUGUGGAUGAGCUGAGCUUCAACGUGAAUGAAGUCAUUGAGAUCCUCAUGGAAGAUUCCUCUGGCUGGUGGAAAGGCCGACUGCAUGGCCAGGAGGGCCUCUUCCCUGGAAACUAUGUGGAGAAGAUCUGAGCCAUCGGCCCAGGAUACUGUUCUUCUGCCUGCCAGGGAGCCAGACCCUGCUGGCAGGGAUCUCAUUUCCCUUAACUGCAUUACCCAGCAGGUCUAGUACUGUGGCCUCCAGCCUAGCCCAGGCCCUGAGUGAGUCUAAGGGUCACCUCUGCAGCCACCCCUGGGCCCUGGCCUCCCAUGUCACACCCAUUUCCUCCUGUGUCACACAGGGCUAAUAGCAGAGCCUACCUCCCAGCUGCCUUAUAUGAAAUGAGUCAUGUCUUCUCAGCAUGGGGCAAAGUGAGGAGGCCUUGACAAGCGUGACCUCCCUCCUGCUCCCUUCACUGAGGCAAUAAAUGUUUGUUUAGUAGAAGUA
Messenger RNA from Phyllostomus hastatus (greater spear-nosed bat), 3795 nucleotides. RefSeq names its product myosin IF (gene MYO1F). Bases 144 to 3440 code for a protein of 1098 amino acids. Gene Ontology annotation, cellular component: microvillus; actin cytoskeleton; vesicle. Gene Ontology annotation, molecular function: actin filament binding; ATP binding; microfilament motor activity. The transcript is spliced from 28 exons. The record is from RefSeq and is a predicted model, not a curated record. Gene Ontology annotation, biological process: actin filament organization; vesicle transport along actin filament. Lineage: Eukaryota; Metazoa; Chordata; Mammalia; Chiroptera; Phyllostomidae.